CACUCCAACUGAGGUGCUGGAAUAAAGAAUCAUGCCACUUACACCUAUUCAAAUCUUUAUUUUGAUAUGUGGAUUUUGUUCCAGACUUCACACUUUUGAUUCACAACAGCGGCAAUAUUUUGUCAGUGAGGCCAGAAAUGACACUCUCACAAUUACAGCACCCCGUGUAAAAACAGCAGGCACAGAGUUCUGCUGGAGAUGGACCUCACAUGACGGCAGACACAUAAACAUGUCUAUAGUCUGUGCCAAUGCCAGUGAUGGACAACCACUAUGGACAAUCAAAACUGACUCUUUUCAUUUAGAAAACAUAUCUAGACUUAAUGUAUUAAAACAUUUUGAAAACGCUGGUGAAUACACAUUUGUGGAAAGUAAGCCAUCAGUUGACAUACUAGCAAAGUUUGAGGUUUUUGUCCUGAAAGCAUAUCCACCGUUUGGAACAUUUAUGAGCAAAAAUGAUAGUAGGUUAAGUUUUGUCCAGCGUGGUACUGAUGUGACUUUGCGAUGUGAGGUCUCUCUGCUGUCUGAAUCCCCAACAUUGCAGUGGGAGAGAGACAGAGGCCAAACAUCCAACACCACUCUGUUGUACAACAACUCUGCCUACAUCAUCUUACACAGCGUUGAUGAACAGAGUGAAGGGAAAUACCAAUGUAGACUGACGGGAGAUGGAGGAGUGGAAACUGUUAAUAUUUUCACACUUAAUGUCACUCGCUAUUCACAAAUGAAAAGGCAUGCCAUUUACAGACAAAGUUCCAAUAAUAGUUCUUUGUCACUGAUCUGCAAAUCUAAGAAAGUCUACCCCAGCUUGAAGUGGACUUGGGAGCCGAGGCCUAAUUCACAAAUUGAGAUGAUAGCUGUAGAAAAAGGAAGAGAAGUUCAAGUAAAAGGACCAAUUAAACUGGGGAGAAAUUCUUAUACCACAUACAAUGGUCAAGAUUUUAUCUUUCACAUCUCACCUGUGAAGUUCAAUUACAGUGGGACAUACAAGUGCAUUGUGAAUGAAAAUACUGUAUACACAGCCAUAAUAGUACACACCAUCAGAGUGUUUGGAGAGCCCCCUCGUGGUGUGUUGAGGAAUCAGUCAGUGGUUCUUACCUGUGAGUUGUCUAAUGUAAGUGAUUUAGUGACGCUGGCCUGGCUCAGGAUGGAGGGGAACAGAGGAGUGCUGGUCAAACAGCAAAUUCUGACUGAGAAAAACAAAAAUAUAACUCUCACUGUGUCUGUGAAUCAGACCAGCCUUCAAACAGACUCGCUUCACUGGCAGUGUGCAGUCUUUACUGAGAACACACUCAGAGCUCUGGCCACUGUAUUUUUUAUCUCACCAACAACAAAGAAUCCUGAAACAUCAUUAGAAAUCUCAACUUUAGCAAAUCAAGCAAAAAGCAAACAUGUAAUGAUUACAGUGGCCUCUGUUUUGACUCUGUUUGCUGGAAUUCUGCUUGGAGCUCUAUUGUAUUACUUGUACAGGAAAAGAAUGCCAGGUGCAAUUCUUGAUGUAUUCUCAUCUACUACAAUAUGCUUUGAGCCUCAGGAGUCUGAACCAGUCUAUAUCAAUAUCAGCCAAAUGAGGAAUGGCAGAGAAAAUGUAAAGUCCAGUGUUCUUUUGGUAGAGGGAAGCAAGACAUUGGAAAGCAGAGAGCAAAGAUCAGAAAUUAAUCAUAAUUUAAAUAAAAACAGAUAUGGAAAAGUUAAUAUGGUUAGAAGAGAUAAGACACCAGUUACAUCAGAGACUGUAACUUAUGCAUCCAUUAAUUUCAACAAAUCCAGGUUCAGGACUUCACCAUGUGUAGCUAAACCUUCAAAUUAAGGGAGAAGACAUUUCAUCAAUUGUGUUUCAUUUAUGUGAACUUUAAAAUAUUGCAACAUGGAAAAAGUAAUUAUUAAACAGCAGAUGGCACUGUCUGAUUAUAUAAAUGAUCAACUGAGGCAUUUUGUGGGGGGAAAAAUCUUAUUGCUUUUCAUUGAACUACCACAAACAACAAUUUGGCUGAUUAAAAACUGGAUAAUUGGACAUAUCCAUUCAAUUAUUGUUUUUGCAAAUUGCAUUUGUACAAGCAACAGUUUAUAGGCUGCUUAUAUUUAUAAUGCUGCAGUGAAUUUUAUAGCUGAUUUUGUGUAGGUCUGUAUAUGCUGGUCAAAUGACCAUUUGAUGGCACUGUUUGAAAACAUAUUUGGAAUAUAAUUAAAAAAUGUAUAAGUGAAAAAAAAAACAAACAAAAAAAACACCUUAAUGCAGUUACACAUCAUCAUCAUCAUCAUCAUCAUCAUCUCUCUCUCUCUCUCUCUCUCUCUCUCUCUCUCUCUCUCUCUCUAUCUAUCUAUCUAUCUAUCACUUCCUCUCUUUCCAUCUUUCACUUUCACCUUCAUGGAAUCCACCCAAAACAUGCUUUUUCAAUGUACUUCAAUCUAAAACACAAAAGUGUGAAAAGACUUUUGAAUGGGAUGUCUAUGUGGACAAAUGAUAAUGCUCCUUAUUAACUCAAGGUUGUGGGGGUGGGGGUUGGGUUCAAGGUUUGCUAAGUAGAUUGAGUGAAGAAUUAAAGAAUGGCCUAAUUUAAAUGCUUAUAAAUGAAGUACUGUG
Messenger RNA from Myxocyprinus asiaticus (Chinese sucker), 2578 nucleotides. RefSeq lists its product as uncharacterized. The transcript has 11 exons. The record is from RefSeq and is a predicted model, not a curated record. The coding region runs from base 32 to 1804 and encodes 590 amino acids. NCBI's taxonomy places the organism in Eukaryota, Metazoa, Chordata, Actinopteri, Cypriniformes, Catostomidae.